UGUUUCAUCCUCCUCAUAUUAUUCACCACACAAGUGAGUUAAGUAACAUAACCAAAUCUCUCUCUCUCCGAGUCCAUCUCUAGUUUAUUAACGAGAUGGAUGACCGGAGAGCUGAAGAAAAUGUUGACGCCGGCCAAUCUGUCAAAACCAUUGCGGACUUCGAUCCUGCACCCAAACCUAAGAGAAACAAGUAUGCUUUUGCCUGUGCUAUGUUGGCUUCCAUGACUUCUAUCCUACUCGGUUAUGAUAUUGGUGUAAUGAGUGGGGCAUCGAUCUAUAUCAAAGACGACUUCAAGAUCUCCGAUGAGCAGGUCGAAGUUCUUGUCGGAAUUCUGAAUCUCUACUGCCUCAUCGGUUCCGCUGCCGCCGGAAGGACGUCUGACUGGAUCGGACGUCGGUAUACCAUAGUCCUCGCCGGUGCCAUCUUCUUUGCCGGAGCUCUUCUCAUGGGGUUUGCCACCAACUACUCCUUCCUCAUGUUCGGGAGGUUUGUUGCUGGAAUCGGGGUUGGUUAUGCCCUCAUGAUUGCCCCUGUCUACACCGCCGAAGUCUCUCCGGCGUCGUCUCGUGGUUUCCUCACAUCUUUCCCUGAGGUGUUCAUCAACGCCGGAAUCUUAUUGGGUUACAUAUCCAACUGGGCUUUCUCCAAGCUCGCACUUAACCUAGGCUGGCGUCUCAUGCUCGGCGUCGGCGCCAUCCCCUCCGUUUUCCUCGCCAUUGGCGUCUUAGCCAUGCCGGAAUCCCCUCGAUGGCUCGUCAUGCAGGGCCGCCUCGGAGAAGCCACGCGAGUCCUCGACCGAACCUCAGACUCCAAGGAAGAGUCCAAACUCCGACUCGCCGACAUCAAAGAAGCCGCCGGAAUCCCUGAACACUGCAACGAAGACGUCGUUGAAGUCCCAAAACACAGCCACGGUGAAGACGUAUGGAAAGAGCUCAUCCUCCACCCCACCCCUGCCGUCCGUCACAUUCUCAUCGCCGCCGUCGGUAUACACUUCUUCCAACAAGCCUCCGGUAUUGACGCCGUGGUUCUCUACAGCCCUAGAAUCUUCAAAAAGGCUGGAAUCACGAACAAGGACAAGCUCCUCCUGGCCACCAUCGGCGUCGGAUCCGUCAAAACAAUUUUCAUCCUCGUCGCCACUUUUUUUCUAGACCGACUAGGACGCCGCCCUUUGCUUCUUAGCAGCAUGGCGGGGAUGGUAGCCUCACUUGGCUGUCUCGGUUUUGGCCUCACCAUCGUCGACCACAGCGAAGAGAAGGUCAUGUGGGCCAUCGUGCUCUCCAUUACCAUGGUUCUAGUCUUCGUCGCCUUCUUCUCCAUCGGAAUGGGUCCCAUCACUUGGGUCUACAGCUCCGAGGUCUUCCCGUUAAAGCUACGAGCUCAGGGGUGCAGUAUCGGAGUCGCCGUCAACAGAGUCGUGAGUGGGGUAAUCUCAAUGACAUUUAUAUCACUGUACAAGGUCAUUACUAUUGGCGGAGCAUUCUUUCUCUUCGCCGGAAUUGCGGCUGUCGGAUGGGUGUUCUUCUAUACAAUGCUGCCGGAGACACAAGGGAGAACCCUUGAAGAUAUGGAGGUCCUUUUUGGGAAGUUCCACAAGUGGAGAGAGGCCAACGCCUUACUCAAGAAUAAGCAUGUGAAUCCUAAUAGUACUGGAAACGACACCGCCGGUGGUCAGGUUCAGUUAGGUUCAAAAACGCAAGAGUAGGGUACGGUUGGUGUAAAUUACUAGAUUAGAAGAACCGUCUGAUGGGUUUGAUCUGUAAAUUACUGUGUUAGCGCGGAUUAUAAAUCACCGUCAUAUACAGAAGCUUAAAUUUUUAUCAGAAAGCAAUGUUACGUAC
This is a messenger RNA of Argentina anserina (silverweed cinquefoil), 1839 nucleotides long. RefSeq names its product polyol transporter 5-like. Gene Ontology annotation, molecular function: carbohydrate:proton symporter activity. The transcript has 3 exons. NCBI's taxonomy places the organism in Eukaryota, Viridiplantae, Streptophyta, Magnoliopsida, Rosales, Rosaceae. The coding region runs from base 96 to 1703 and encodes 535 amino acids. Gene Ontology annotation, biological process: transmembrane transport. The record is from RefSeq and is a predicted model, not a curated record. Gene Ontology annotation, cellular component: membrane.